Lotus japonicus is the source of this 645-nucleotide messenger RNA. RefSeq lists its product as uncharacterized. Gene Ontology annotation, molecular function: Hsp70 protein binding. The transcript has 5 exons. Lineage: Eukaryota; Viridiplantae; Streptophyta; Magnoliopsida; Fabales; Fabaceae. Gene Ontology annotation, biological process: protein refolding. The record is from RefSeq and is a predicted model, not a curated record. Gene Ontology annotation, cellular component: cytosol; cytoplasm. Bases 1 to 645 code for a protein of 214 amino acids.
AUGGGCCUGGAGGUGGGUCAAGUCAAGAUUGACUUGGCCCUUCGCAAUGAGCGGAUCCCCGAGUUUGAGGCGAUGAUGAAGGAGCAGGAAAAGAAGACGCAACAAGAGCUUGCUGCCAAAGAUGAAGCCCUCGCUGCCAAGGACCAAGAACUUAGCUCUUUGCGAGCGGAGAUUGAGUUAGCUUUCUGCAAUGGCUCAUCAAGCUUCAUGGUUUCAAGUGUUGAUAAAGUAGCUGAUCUGAAUGCCUCUAUAAAAGAAGGUUACUUUCAGGUUUUUGAUAACUCUGUUAGAAACAAAUCAUUUUAUACAAAAGGCCUGUCCAUAGACUCAGAAUUUGAAGAUAUGUCUUGCGCAUAUACAGCUCUAAGUGCAGUUGUAAAGAAGAAUGUAUGUGAAGCUUUCGUGGAGAAGGGAAUGCAGAACGGGAAAAAGAUUCCAUCCUCUGGUGAUGCAGAUGAAGCAUCAGAAACAAUUGCUGGGGAUAUCAUAUUUGUGGUUCCAUUAGUGGAACAUUCCAAAUUCAAAAGAAAGGCUGAAGAUCUCUUUAUAGAGCAUGCCCUGUCCCUCACUCAGGCUUUAUGUGGCUUCCAAUUCUUGCUCACUCAUUUGGAUGGUCGACAAUUUCUGAUCAAAUCCAACCCUUAG